AUGAUAAUCAUCAAUCGAUUAACAAACCAACUUCGAUCUAAUCCCUGGCACUGUCUCAAACAACCCACAUUCUCUGGAUCAAGAUCGAUUUCAACUAAAGCAUUCUAUACAUUAAAAGAUGAGAAUUGUCCUUACAUCAUUCAUAACAAAUCUAACUUUCAAUCAUCAAGAGAUCAUAAUCCAUUAGACUUUGAAUUUUAUCCAAAUUUGAUAAACCAAGAAGAACAAGUUCAAUGGAUCGAAUCUUUACUUUUAAUUUUAAAUCGACAAUAUCCAAAACGUAGAAACAAGAAAUCUAAAACGAAAUCUAAGAUUCUAAACCAAGAAGGAUUUGAAAAGGUUGAUCAAUAUGAUUUUCAAGAUGGUCAUUUUGAUACAGUUAUUAAAGAUUUUAGAGAACAUGAGAUUCGUGAUUUGAAUUCGAUUUCGAUAGAUUCUUUAAAAAAAUUAAUUAAUUUGUUUCCUACUACAAAUCAUCAAUCUAAUUUAAUGGCACAUAUUUUACAUUUAAGUGAAACCGGUCGGAUCGAUCGACAUGUUGAUAACCCUAUCGCAUCUGGUCCUACGAUCUUAGGCUUAAGUUUAGGUGGCGAAAGAGUGAUGCAUUUGUUUGGGAAUGAAGAGGAUAAAGAACCGGUUUAUAAGAUCUUGCUUCCUCCUGGAAGUGUUUAUCUUCAACGGAAUUCGAUCAGAUAUUCACUUCCGCAUGCUAUACCAGAGAUAGAUGAAUUUCAAGGUAGGAAUGUAGGCGGAACACAAAGACUUAGCUUGAUCCUCAGAGAUGUAAAAACGGAUCAUGAUACAAUCAACUGAGGAUGAACGAUCAUUCUACAAUCGAGCACAUUGGCCAUACAUAGUAUUAGAAAAAGAACUCUUUUUGAUGAUAUCAAUCUAUUCAUGUUUCAUUAGAGGAGGAUCUCUUUGUAUAUGUUUGUAAUAAGUCGUACGAUGUAAUUAGAGGUAGCAGACCUAGAUCUGGGAUAUAUAGACACAGAAAUAGACUAUAAGAUCAUAAAAA
Molecule: messenger RNA, 1018 nt
Organism: Melampsora larici-populina 98AG31
Lineage: Eukaryota; Fungi; Basidiomycota; Pucciniomycetes; Pucciniales; Melampsoraceae
Exons: 3
Coding region: 1-813 (270 amino acids)
Biological process (GO): DNA damage response; fatty acid metabolic process
Cellular component (GO): mitochondrial matrix
Source: RefSeq, a predicted model, not a curated record